Molecule: messenger RNA, 1539 nt
Organism: Ilyonectria robusta
Lineage: Eukaryota; Fungi; Ascomycota; Sordariomycetes; Hypocreales; Nectriaceae
Exons: 2
Coding region: 1-1539 (512 amino acids)
Molecular function (GO): protein binding
Source: RefSeq, a predicted model, not a curated record
AUGGAGUCCUUCUCAAUGCUCAAACGUCGCACCACCGACCUCUUCCAAAAUGUCCAGGACAACCUCCCCUCAAUGCCCUCUGGACCGCGCAAGGAGCCCGGCAUCAACGGCACUUGGGAGCGCAUUUCCAUCCCACCGCUCCCACGCUCCUCCCACUCCCUCGACAUCAUCUCCGGCAAUGCCUACGUUUUUGGCGGCGAAAUCAACCCCCGCGAACCUGUCGACAAUGACAUGCAUGUCAUCACCCUUCCCUGGAGCAGUGCCGGUGCCGACUACUACAAGAUCAAAGCUGCUGCUGCCAAGCAAGAUGAGCUGCCGCCUGCAGAGCCCGAGACACAACGCGAAUCCAAGGGUAAAGGGCCCGCCGGCCCCGAGCCCCCCGUUCUCGGCGAUGUCCCCGGGCCGCGAGUCGGUCACGCCACCGCUGUCAUUGGAAGCCGCAUCUUCCUCUUCGGCGGCCGUGGUGGCCCUGAUAUGAAACCUCUCGAGGAGGCCGGCCGUGUCUGGGUAUUCGACACCCGCUCCCAUACCUGGUCAUAUCUCGACCCUGCCCCCGCCAUCAAGGGCGGUGCCAUUAUCCCUCAUCCUGCGCCCCGAAGCUAUCACUGCGCCACGGCCACCGACCGCCCGAGAGACUUCGCCGUCGCACGCCCCAAAAAGCCCGAGACCUGGCAGCAGUGGGCCCUCGGUGACACCUCCAAGACGGGCAUCCCUCAGGAUCCCAUUAUCGGCAAAUUCGCCGAGGACGCUGUGGAUGAGGAAUCAGAUGGCUAUGGCACCGUCUUCAUCCACGCCGGAUGCGUCGCCAGCGGAGAUCGAGUCAAUGAUAUCUGGGCUUUCAAUGUUCGGGAGCGCACCUGGAGCGAGCUCCCCGCCGCUCCAGGACCUGCCAGAGGUGGUACGGCCAUUUGUAUCAGCAAGAGUCGAUUGUUCCGCUUCGGUGGCUUCGACGGUAAGGUGGAGAUUGGCGGGCAACUCGACUUCAUCCAUCUCGAAGUAGAGACCUUUGAUGAUCAAGGUACCAAGGGCGAAGUCGCCCUCCGUGCCCGCGGUGGCUGGCAAACCAUCUUUGAGAAGAACACCGAGUCCUCUCCAACGGAAAUUACUGCUCAGCCUUCGCAGACGUGGCCAGGGCCUCGCAGUGUCGCAUCACUUGAGGCGCUUACCCUUGGUGGUGGCUACGAGUACCUGGUCCUGAUCAUGGGCGAGCAGAGCCCCAGCUCCGAGGGCCACGCCGGCGCAGGCAAGUUCAGCGACGAUGUUUGGAUGUUCCAGGUGCCGCCGCUGGGCAUGACUGCCGCGAGCGUCACUGCCGCCAUGUGGCAGGCUGUCGGCCGCCCGACCGGCGAGGGCAAGUGGACCAAGGUCGACUUGGCACCCUACGAUGAUGACAAUGACAUCGAGAUGCCUGCGCCCAGAGGCUGGCUCUCGAGCGCCGUGAUGGGCGACCUUGAGGAGAAUGCCAUCCUGAUCUGGGGUGGCUUGGGAGAGGAUAACCGGCGGCUGGAUGACGGAUGGAUCUUGAGACUCGGAUCCUAA